Molecule: messenger RNA, 1640 nt
Organism: Elgaria multicarinata webbii
Lineage: Eukaryota; Metazoa; Chordata; Lepidosauria; Squamata; Anguidae
Gene: DHRS12
Product: dehydrogenase/reductase 12
Exons: 10
Coding region: 105-1064 (319 amino acids)
Source: RefSeq, a predicted model, not a curated record
AGGGGAAGGAGCUGGGAUUGGAAACGGAGAAGGGCCCUCGCUGCCCCGCCUCAUUACGCUCAGUGGACCCUGUCAGAGCGACCACCACCCUCCUCCUCGUCGUCAUGUCCUUGUACAGGAACUCUGUGUGGUUCGUAAAAGGGCUACGCCAGUACUGCCGGGGCGGCUAUGAAUCAGCAUCUAAGCGGUUUGAUCCAGAAGACUUGGAAGUAGAUGUAGCUGGAAGGUCUUUCAUGGUCACUGGAGCCAAUAGUGGCAUUGGCAAAGCAACUGCAAAAGAGAUAGCCAGGAGAGGGGGAGUAGUUCAUCUCGUUUGCCGAAACAAAGAUAGAGCUGAGGAGGCUAAAAAAGAAAUAACCACAGAAACUGGUAAUCAGGCUGUUUUUGUCCACAUUCUGGAUAUGUCUGACCCCAAAGGAAUUUGGGAAUUUGCUGAACAGUUCAAGAAGGAACACAGACUAAAUGUCUUGAUCAAUAAUGCAGGCUGCAUGGUAAACAAAAGGGAACUAACAGGAGAUGGGCUUGAAAAGAAUUUUGCUACCAACACUUUGGGUACAUAUAUUUUAACAACAGUUCUUCUACCUCUCUUGGAAAGAGAAGACGAUCCUAGAGUUAUCACUGUCUCCUCAGGAGGAAUGUUAGUUCAGAAAUUAAAUGUGUCAGACUUGCAAUCGGGAGAUGUGGCAUUCGAUGGGACAAUGGUCUAUGCGCAGAAUAAGAGACAGCAAGUAAUCUUGACAGAACGGUGGGCUUCUGUACAUCCCCGCGUUCAUUUUUCUUCUAUGCAUCCUGGCUGGGCAGAUACUCCAGCGGUGAGGACGUCCAUGCCAGAUUUCUAUGAGAAGAUGAAGAACAGAUUGCGGACAGAAGCCCAGGGGGCAGACACUGUGGUGUGGCUUGCAGUCUCCCCUGCAGCGUGCAAGCAAGCAAGUGGCCAAUUCUUCCAAGACAGACUGCCUGUUUCAACUCACUUACCACUGGCACAGACAAAAGCUUCACCUGGUGAUGAAGAAAAACUGAUGCAAGCUCUUGAAGAGCUCUCCCAGCAGUUUAAACCCAGAUAAUAGCUAAUUCCUACUUCCUCUCUAAGAAGAGUGCUAGAAGUAUAGCAACGUACUGUCAGUGGCAUCUUUCCAGACUGAAUUGGAUGAUCAACUAAGCAAAACUGUGCUACAGUUGGAAAGUUGUAAUUUGUGGAAAUUAUCAGAAUGCAGCAGGAAAACACAGCUGAAGAGUCACUUCCUGUAUGUUACUGUAUGCUGCAGACCAUCUGAUUUCCUCCAAAGAGAAUUGUGCACAGUUUCUAGAACAGGAUUCUGGAAAAAGCUGAAAAUAUGCAGAUACGGGCAGUUUGUUGCACUGGAACAUCUUCCUGAAAGGUCUGACAGUACUUCUGAAGUUUGUCUGAAAAACCCACUCAUUUUAAAGCAGAAGAAAGUGUGAUUGAUAUAGUAUAUUUCUACUUGAAGGAUAGGGGCAGCUAAAUUUACAUUCCUAGAGCCAUCUGAAUGCAUUAUUGCAAGCCUGACAUUCUAAGUUGGAUUGCAUUGCAUUGCUUUGCAUAAUUUCUCAACCACAGAAUUUAAGCUUUCCUAGACUUAGAACAUGGAAUAGUAGAGUUGGAAAGGGCUUUUAAGGCC